Molecule: messenger RNA, 165 nt
Organism: Trichophyton verrucosum HKI 0517
Lineage: Eukaryota; Fungi; Ascomycota; Eurotiomycetes; Onygenales; Arthrodermataceae
Exons: 1
Coding region: 1-165 (54 amino acids)
Source: RefSeq, a predicted model, not a curated record
AUGAUUAAUAAUAGUACAGUUGAGAAAGAAGAAAGUAUCCAGAAACCCAGCAGUCAGGAUGAAGAAAGGAAACUGACGAUAAAGGAGAAGAAAAGCUCCUUGACUGCGGCGUCUUUGGCGUUUGACGUUGACGUUGACGUUGACGUUGGCCUCACGCUCAGCUAG